CUGUGUUGCGGCUCCUUUCACAACUUCCCUCUAGGUCCUGAGGAGGCAAAGUUAACAUAAAAAGGUCGUGUAACUGAGUUAUUUUAAUGAAUAAAUAUUAAAUUAGUCAACGGACAACCUUCGGACUCUAUGAUUCGACGGAAAACAGCGAAUAUCUUUAUUUAUCUGAAAACACAUCCUGAAACAUGGAGGAUCCAAACAGACCACAGAGGAAAAUGUCAACAGCAGGAGAGAGUUUGUACAAGUUGCUGGGAGUGGAGAAGGGAGCGUCUCCUGACGAAUUGAAAAGAGCCUACAGGAAAAUGGCGUUAAGGUAUCACCCUGAUAAGAACCCAGACAACCCCGAAGCAGCUGAGAAGUUCAAGGAGAUCAAUAAUGCCCACUCCAUCCUCACUGAUGUGGACAAGCGUGGUAUCUACGACCAAUAUGGAUCCAUGGGCCUCUCGGUGGCCGAGCAGUUUGGGGAGGAGGGAGUCAAAUAUUACUUUCUCAUGUCCAAGUGCUGGUUCAAGACCCUGUUUGUGUGCUGCACUAUUUUCACCUGCUGCUGCUGUUGCCUCUGCUGCUGUUGCUGCUGCGGAAAGUGCAAACCACAAGAUGAAGAGGACAAUUUCAUCUACAUGGACCCUGAGGACCUGGAGGCUCAGAUCAGAGAACAAGAUGCAGCAGACCAUCCCGUAAUAGUUAUUCAGCCGAACUCUAGCGAUGCUGCUAUCCAUUCAGCAGACCAUCCCGUAAUAGUUAUUCAGCCGAACUCUAGCAAUGCCGCUAUUCAUUCAGGGGAGAACACACCGAUUGUGAUUCAGACUCACGCAGCCAAGGGGGGCUCGGGACCUGGAGAAUGAACGACUGUAUCAAACACUGAAGUGCAGAAAAUGUUUUCAUCUCAGAGAUUUGUUUGUUUACAUGAGUCAAACUGCAAUUUAUUUGAUUGUGCCAUAGUUAUUUUUUAAAAAAUGUGCUUUUUCUUUGAUCCAGUCUUGUAUUUAUUCUUUUUAAAAUGUUAAAUUUCUGAAUUUGGGGCGGAGACAAAUAACAAAGCCAUGCAGAUCAAAGCCUCUGAGCUCGGGGAUAAUUAUUUUUUUCCUGCGCACUUUAAACUCACACAUUCAUAUUGAAUGUUUGGAAUAUUCUGAAGCUGCC
Molecule: messenger RNA, 1143 nt
Organism: Neolamprologus brichardi
Lineage: Eukaryota; Metazoa; Chordata; Actinopteri; Cichliformes; Cichlidae
Gene: dnajc5gb
Product: DnaJ (Hsp40) homolog, subfamily C, member 5 gamma b
Source: RefSeq, a predicted model, not a curated record